Molecule: messenger RNA, 1392 nt
Organism: Rotaria sp. Silwood2
Lineage: Eukaryota; Metazoa; Rotifera; Eurotatoria; Philodinida; Philodinidae
Source: the annotation of a GenBank genome assembly
AUGUUUAAUCCAAUUAAUACACAAGAGCAAUCAUCUACUGAACUCAAUGGAUAUUUCGUUCAUUCACAACUUCUCAUUGAUAUUGUUUUUAGAAUGAAGUCGUCUUCGGCAGAUAAACAUGAACUAAUUUCUUUGUGCAAGGAAGAAUACAAAAAUAAUGCUAGUACAUUGGCUGUGAUUGCCGAUUUUGAGCGAGAUUAUGUAUCUGAUCGAGCUGUAUGGUGGUACACAAGAGAAUCGUUUCUUUAUAGAAUACUAAAUAAAGCGCUUCGGACACAAAAUAUCGAUCUUAUUUUUCUCUUUCGAUUCUUUCUUCGUGAUCUUCGACAACAACUUGAGCAACACCAAUUAUCGUCAUCAAUUCGUACCUAUCGUGCUCAACUAAUAUCCAUAGAAGAAUUGGAAAAAUUGAAAAAAUCGAUUGGAUAUUACCUCUCAAUGAGUUCAUUUCUGUCCACUAGUGUCGAUCGCGAAGUAGCAUUGUUUCUCCUUGGUGAUUCCGAUGUAUCAGACGAUUUAGUAAGAGUCCUAUUUGAGAUUGAUCUUGAUCCUCAAGUUGUUACAGCAAAACCUUUUGCUGAUAUUACUUUACUAAGCUAUUUUGGUGAAGAAAAAGAAGUUCUAAUUAUGCUAGGCUCAAUUUUUCUCUUGGAAAAUAUCUAUAUGGAUGAAAAUGGAAUUUGGAUUAUUCGAAUGAUUUUAUCGAGUGAAAAGGAUCAAGAUUUUAACACAUUAUUUGAGUAUAUGAAGAAACAAUAUCAGAAUGGAGAAACAGGUCUUCUAUCGUUUGGUGAUUCCUUGUGGAGAAUGGGAAAAUUUCAUGAUGCAGAAAAAUACUAUCGGCGUAUGCUCAAUGAGUUACCUCAAGGGCAUGCAGACUUUGCUGCUUGUUAUUAUGCACUGGGUUUGGUGACAUCAGCCAAAGGUAACUUUAAUUCCAGUCUUGAAUGGCAUCACAAAGCUCUAGAGAUGAAAACACGAACUCUGGAACCAACGAAUACUACAAUUGCUGAUAGUUACAACAGUAUUGGCGUCGUUUAUAGACAGAAGACAGAUAAUAAACGAGCUUUAGAAUCUUAUCAUAAAGCAUUAACCAUCUACCAAAAAGCAAAUAACAAAGAUCAUUCGAGUCUAGCCAUAUGCUUCAAUAAUAUGGCUAAUAUCUACAACGAAGAAAAGGAAUACUCCGAAGCACUCAGGUGUCACCAGAUGGCAUUGGUCAUAUUUCAGAAACACCGUCCUCCCGAUCAUCCUGACUUGGGUAUAGCACACAAUAGCAUUGGAAGUGUAUAUGGUUCUCUUGGCGAACAUGAUCUUGCCAUGGAACACUUUAAUUUAUCAUUGAAAAUUUAUAAAAAUCCCUCCCACCUGAACAUCCUCAUGUUGCUAUGA